GUUGAGACCUGUAACGUACCACAGUUGCCACCCAACCUUUCAUCUUCAUGCACGGAGGGACAGAAUGUGGCAUACAAUACAACAUGUGAAUUUUCCUGCAACAUUGGGUACGACCUUAUUGGGAUGUCAUCUCUAGACUGCCUAGCCAACGGAACCUUCUCUGAUGAUAUUCCAACAUGUCAAAUUGUAACGUGUAACAUCCCAGCUUUUCCGGCAAACCUAACCACGGAUAACACACAAUGCGGUACAGAGAUGAUGAUAGACUACAAUACAUCGUGCAUGUAUGAAUGUCAGCCCGGAUAUGACAUCAUUGGUAACUCGUCUGUCAACUGUCAGGCUAGUGGGGCGUUGUCCGCUGAUCUACCAACUUGUGAAGGCAUGUCAAUCUGACAAUUCUUAUCAGAAAACUGACACGAAUAACUUGAAACAUUU
This is a messenger RNA of Strongylocentrotus purpuratus (purple sea urchin), 432 nucleotides long. Its product is annotated as E-selectin-like. NCBI's taxonomy places the organism in Eukaryota, Metazoa, Echinodermata, Echinoidea, Camarodonta, Strongylocentrotidae. The record is from RefSeq and is a predicted model, not a curated record. The transcript has 2 exons. The coding region runs from base 124 to 390 and encodes 88 amino acids.